Molecule: messenger RNA, 645 nt
Organism: Rhizophagus irregularis DAOM 181602=DAOM 197198
Lineage: Eukaryota; Fungi; Glomeromycota; Glomeromycetes; Glomerales; Glomeraceae
Source: RefSeq, a predicted model, not a curated record
AUGGGUGAAAAAGCUGUCGGUAUUGAUUUAGGAACGUCAUAUUCCUGUGUUGGUGUUUGGCAAAAUGAUAGGGUUGAAAUUAUUGCCAAUGAUCAUGGUAAUCGUACAACACCGUCAUAUGUCGCUUUCACUAGAAAUUCUUAUUGGAGAAGCGGCCAAAAAUCAAGCUGUUAUGAAUCCACAAUUUCUUUAGUAGUAAUAAUGUUGGUGAUAGCGGUAUUUAUGCUUGCAACUAUGUUAGCAGGUGGAUUUUAUGUAAGACAUUUACCAACCGGCUUAACUUGGUUAAAAUAUUUUUCAUACGUAAGAUACUCGUAUUCUUUGCUUUUGCAAACUCAAUUUGAUUCACCGAAAGCUCAAUUUAGAUGUGCUAGACCAGGAGAAUUACCUGCCGGAGAAUUAAGUAUGUGUGACACAGGAGAUGUUCCAAUGUCAAGUAUUCCCGGUAUUUCUAUAAUAGAGAAUCUAGGAUUAAAUGAAAUACCUUGGUAUGCUAACCUAAUAGUAUUAUUAGGUUUCUGUAUUGUAAUGCGUGUUCUUGCUUAUUAUUCAUUACGUAAAAACAUUGAUAAUGACAUAAAUCAGAUACCUAAAGCGCAUUCACCUGUAUCGCUACAAUCAAGUCUUCCUUUAUUUCAUUCAUGA